Molecule: messenger RNA, 1731 nt
Organism: Pipistrellus nathusii (Nathusius's pipistrelle)
Lineage: Eukaryota; Metazoa; Chordata; Mammalia; Chiroptera; Vespertilionidae
Source: the annotation of a GenBank genome assembly
AUGAAGAAAUCACAGGAACAAGUGUCAUUCAAAGAUGUGUGCGUGGACUUCACCCAGGAAGAGUGGUAUCUGCUGGAUCCUGCUCAGAAGAUACUAUACAGAGACAUGAUGCUGGAAACGUACAGCCACCUUGUCUCAAUAGGGUAUUGCAUUACUAAGCCAGAAGUGAUCAUCAAGAUAGAACAAGGAGAAGAGCCCUGGAUAUUAAAGCAAGGAUUCCCAAGCCAGUGCCACCCAGAAGACUGGAAAGUUGAUGACCUAAUAGAGAGCAGCCAAGAAAAUGAAGAUGGACAUUUUUGGCAAUUUGCUCUCACCACCAACAAAACAUUAAAUAUACAUGGUGAUAGAGUAAGGAAAACUUUCAAUCUGGGUAAAGACUGUGUUUCUUUAAGAAAUUUUUCAUAUAAGAUAUGUACCUCUUGUGAAAUGAGUUUGAAGAAUAUUUCAGACUUAAUUAUUAGUAGACAGAACUAUUCUGGUACAAAACCUGCUAAGUUUAAUUUAUAUGAGAAAUUGCUCCUUGAUAUUAGUCAUGAGAAAACUACUGGAGGGAAAUCAUAUAACUAUGAUCAAGAAAGGAAUAACCUUAGUCAUGGCCAGGAUCUUACUCAGUUAAUUUUUGACCAGCCUUCUGAGUAUCAUGAAAAUGGACAAGGAUUACAAGAAGAGGCUGCCUUUUUCUCAAACAAGAUAGCUCAGAUAGGAGAGACACUCUGUGAAUAUAAUGAAUGUCAAAGAACUUUCAUCCAAAAUUUAAAGCUCAGUUUAUCUCAGAGAACUCAUGUAGAAAGGGGCCCUUAUGAAUGCAGUAUUUGUGGGAAUUCCUUCUGUAUGGAUUUAACAUUGGGACAUCAGAGAGCUCUUACAGGGGAGAAUCCUUAUGAAUAUAAUGCAUAUGAUCAAAUUUUCAGUGACAAUUCAACUUUCAUUAUUCAUCCAAGAACUUACACAGGGAAAUUUUCCCAUGAAUAUAAAGUAAGUCACAAAAUGGGGGCAAAAUCAGCCCUCUUUAAACAUCAGAAAGUACAUGUGGGAGCACUAUCUUAUGAGCACAAGAAGAAUGGAAAUAAUUUCAACAAGAAGUCACAUAUCACACAACCUCGGAGAGCUCGCUCAGGAGAAAAAAGUUUUGAAUGUGCUGAAUGUGGAAAAACAUUUUGGGAGAAGUCAAACCUCACUCAACAUCAGAGAACACACACAGGAGAGAAACCCUAUGAAUGUGCUGAAUGUGGGAAAUCUUUUUGUCAGAAACCACACCUGACCAACCAUCAACGAACACAUACAGGAGAAAAACCUUAUGAAUGUAACCAGUGUGGAAAAACAUUUUGUGUGAAGUCAAACCUCACUGAACAUCACAGAACACACACAGGAGAGAAACCCUAUGAAUGUAACACAUGUGGAAAAUCCUUUUGUCACAGGUCAGCACUAACUGUACAUCAGAGAACACAUACAGGAGAGAAACCCUUCAUAUGUAAUGAAUGUGGGAAAUCCUUUUGUGUGAAGUCAAACCUCAUUGUACAUCAAAGAACUCACACGGGAGAGAAACCGUAUCAAUGUAAUGAAUGUGAGAAAACCUUCUGUGAGAAAUCAGCUCUUACUAAGCAUCUCAGAACUCACACAGGGGAGAAACCUUAUGAGUGUAAUGGAUGUGGGAAAACCUUUAGUCAGAGAUCAGUACUCACUAAACAUCAGAGAAUUCACACAAGGGUGAAAGGUCUUUCAACAUCCUGA